Rubroshorea leprosula is the source of this 1585-nucleotide messenger RNA. Lineage: Eukaryota; Viridiplantae; Streptophyta; Magnoliopsida; Malvales; Dipterocarpaceae. The record is from the annotation of a GenBank genome assembly.
CUUAAAGUCCAACCCCAUUCUCUCUCUCUCUCUCUAUAUACCUGCAUGCAUGAUUUCCUAUAUGAUAUCAUAUAGCUGAUUCUCUCCUCCUCUCGCUGCAAACAUUUUUCCUUAAUUCAUUCUUGUGCUUCUGCCAAUUGAACUCUGUUGGGGGAGCAAUAAGCGUGUCAAAAUCUGAUUCAAGGAAGGUUAGGACUAAUUUUGAAGAGAAAGAACACACUAUAAAGAAGAUGUUGGGCCCGUCAGUUGUUGAAAGCGUGAUGAAGCUAUGGAGUACAUGGAAUAUCAGAGGACUGAUUAUUCUAAGCCUCUUGGUUCAGUCCUUUCUGAUUCUUUUUGCACCAUUAAGGAGACAAAGAGGGAAUAAAUGGAUCGUCGUUCCGAUUUGGUUGACAUACUUGCUUGCAGACUGGGUUGCUACAUUUACUAUUGGACUUAUGGGACGUGCCGAAGUAAGUGACAUCCUAGCCUUUUGGGCACCCUUUCUUUUGUUGCAUCUUGGUGGCCCCGAUACCAUUACAUCCUUCUCUUUGGAGGAUAAUGAACUUUGGUUAAGGCACUUGCUUGGGCUUAUGUUACAAAUUGGUUCAACUGUCUAUGUUAUCCUUCAAUCACUCCCAGGCAAGAAGCUUUGGCUCCCAACCCUCCUAGUGUUAAUUGCAGGAAUAAUCAAAUAUGCAGAGCGAAAUUAUGCAUUUUAUCUUGCAAGCUUUGACCAUUUUAAAGAGCCUGCCACGGGCAUUAUCAAGAAUCUACUUGUAGGGCCUCUUGCGCAUCCACAAGUACGCUAUACCAACAGAAAAGUAAUUAAAGAAAGAGGGUCAAAAGAGGUCCUUCUGAAAUUAGAGACUGAGCUAAGCCUCUUGUAUGAAGCCCUCCACACCAAAUUGCCUGUGGUCUGCUGUAAGAUUGGAUACGGUUUCCGGCCCAUUAGUUUUGGUUGCAUUUUUGGAGCCCUUUUGUCAUUCGGCUUAAUUCUCAACCACUACCAUCAGUUGGGAAAGUUUGAAAUCUGGCUAACCUAUGGUCUGUUGAUCGGGGCCAUAACAUUGGAUUUCAUAUCCAUCGGAUUUCUUAUUUUUUCCGAUGUCAAUCUAGCUCUCGGAAAGAUUCCGCUCUCGGAAAGAUUCCGCUUCCGGAAUGCAAAAUUGUGGCCUGGAUUAAAAACAGACGUAGGUGGUCCAGAAGAAUCCCUCAGUGCAACUUUAUAACCUGUUUUGUUGAUGACCGUCCAUAUUGGCUGAACAAAUCGGCUGAUUUUUUUCACAUAAGGAAUGUUUUGGAUGCCAUUAAACUAAGCAGAUACUUGUCCUCACGAGAUUUCACAGAAGAAGUGUGGCACUUCAUUCUUGAAGAAAUGAAAAGAAAGGCUGCGUUUGCAGCAACGGUAGAACAGGGCAUCAAAAUUUCUUCGAAAAGAGCUGUCACGGCUAGCCUUUUUUCCUCAAUUCAUUUUCCUGCGUUUGCCAAUUGAAUUUGCUGGAGGGAGCAAUUACAGUAUCAAAGUCUGAUCCGAAGAAGGUUAGGUCCAAUUUUGAAGAAAAAGGUACUCCGUAAUGCACUUAAAUUAAUGUUUUCAACCUUU